AGCCGGAGCCGCAGCCGGAGCCGAUCGCGCCCGGCGGAGCCCCGCGGCCGAGGGACGCUGUGGGGAGUUUGCAACAACUCCGCGGCCUCUGCGGGGCCGCCGGUGCGGGGCCGCCGCCGCCUUCCCCGCCUCCUCCUCCUCCCCUUCCUCCUCCUCCUCCUCCCCCUCGGGCUUUUCUCCCCCCCUUCCCCUCCCUCCCCGCUCGCUCUGAUUCCGCUCUCCUCCCCUCCGCGCCCUGCGUGUGUGUUUUUCGCCGCCGCUCUCCGCCGAGCCCCUUGGCAUGAGUUAAGCCCCAGCCAUGGACACCAAACACUUCCUGCCGCUCGAUUUCUCCAACCAAGUCAAUUCCACAUCCCUGAACUCUCCCACAAGCCGGGGGCCCAUGGCCACCCCAUCCCUGCACCCGUCCAUCGGGCCAGGCAUUGGCUCCUCGCUGGGCUCCCCGGGCCAGCUCCACUCACCCAUCAGCACCCUGAGCUCACCCAUCAAUGGCAUGGGACCUCCGUUCUCCGUCAUCAGCUCCCCCAUGGGCCCGCACUCGAUGUCCGUCCCGUCCACCCCCAGCCUGGGAUUCGGCACCAGCAGCCCGCAGCUCAACUCGCCCAUGAACUCCGUCAGCAGCACAGAAGACAUUAAGCCCCCCCUGGGGCUCAACGGAGUCCUCAAAGUGCCAGCACAUCCCUCAGGAACGAUGGCCUCCUUCACCAAGCACAUAUGUGCCAUCUGCGGGGACAGAUCUUCAGGAAAGCAUUACGGGGUUUACAGCUGCGAGGGCUGCAAAGGCUUCUUCAAGCGCACGGUGCGGAAGGACCUGACCUACACGUGCCGCGACAACAAGGACUGCCUGAUCGACAAGCGCCAGCGCAACCGCUGCCAGUACUGCCGCUACCAGAAGUGUCUUGCCAUGGGCAUGAAGCGAGAAGCUGUCCAGGAGGAGCGGCAGCGGGGCAAGGACCGCAAUGAGAACGAGGUGGAGUCGACAAGCAGCGCCAACGAGGACAUGCCCGUGGAGAAGAUCUUGGAGGCUGAGCUGGCAGUGGAGCCAAAGACAGAGACGUACAUCGAAGCUAACAUGGGCUUGACGCCGAGCUCGCCCAAUGACCCGGUGACAAACAUAUGCCAGGCAGCAGACAAACAGCUCUUCACCCUGGUGGAGUGGGCCAAGAGGAUCCCCCACUUCUCGGAGCUGCCCCUGGAUGACCAGGUCAUCUUGCUCAGAGCAGGGUGGAAUGAGCUCCUCAUCGCCUCCUUCUCCCACCGCUCCAUAGCCGUGAAAGACGGGAUCCUGCUUGCCACCGGGCUGCACGUGCACCGGAACAGCGCGCACAGCGCCGGCGUCGGGGCCAUCUUCGAUAGAGUACUGACAGAACUCGUGUCAAAAAUGCGAGACAUGCAGAUGGACAAGACAGAGCUAGGCUGCCUGCGAGCCAUUGUCCUCUUCAACCCCGACUCGAAAGGCCUCUCCAACCCGUCCGAGGUGGAGGCGUUACGGGAGAAGGUGUACGCGUCGCUGGAGGCUUACUGCAAACACAAGUACCCCGACCAGCCUGGGAGGUUCGCCAAGCUCCUGCUGCGUCUCCCAGCCCUCCGGUCCAUCGGCCUCAAAUGCCUGGAGCACCUCUUCUUCUUCAAGCUAAUAGGCGACACGCCGAUCGACACCUUCUUGAUGGAAAUGCUGGAAGCACCUCACCAAAUGACUUAGAGAACUGCUGCCGGGUCAGUCCCUCGCCCGGCCGGGGUCCCAUGGGCCCCUUCCUCUGCUCCCCUUGCCCAGCCCAUCCUCGCCUCCUCCCCCCGGCGCUGGAGGCACCGUCUGAGCCGGGGACCCCCCCGCCGCCGUCCUUGCCUCCUGGUCGCCUUCACCCUGCUCCAUUUGCUGUCACUGCUGCGUCUCCAGACCUGCUCGCUGGUUCCCUGCGCUGUGUGUGGACAAGUGGGAGUGGACAGAGCCUGUCACCCACCGCCACGGCUCACACCCUGCCCCGGCAGCUCCGGAUCGGGGUGAGCAUCACCCCCCGGGCGGGCUGGGGACAUGGGGACACCCCGCCCCGGGCAGCGAGGGGAGCGGUUGGACUCGCCGGGUGGUGCUGGCUCUGUUCGGAGGAUGGAGCUUUUGACAAAGAGAAGAAAAAAAAAGAGAAAAAAAAGAAUUCAAUUUUUGGUCUGUACCUGGUGGCAGCAGUGUCGGGGGUUC
This is a messenger RNA of Pezoporus occidentalis (night parrot), 2194 nucleotides long. It is a transcript of the gene RXRA, whose product is annotated as retinoid X receptor alpha. Lineage: Eukaryota; Metazoa; Chordata; Aves; Psittaciformes; Psittacidae. The transcript is spliced from 10 exons. The coding region runs from base 299 to 1702 and encodes 467 amino acids. The record is from RefSeq and is a predicted model, not a curated record. Gene Ontology annotation, molecular function: nuclear steroid receptor activity; nuclear receptor activity; zinc ion binding. Gene Ontology annotation, biological process: anatomical structure development; response to retinoic acid; cell differentiation. Gene Ontology annotation, cellular component: nucleus.